CACAGAGAGAAGAGAUUUUUCAAGAAGAAAUAACAACUUCCUCAUCAUCAAUCGUUGUGAGCUAUUCAUUUCUAAUCAUUCUGCACUUACAGGCAUAUCUGUCCUUGCCAUGGCUGAUGAUGAUGAUUCCCCUAGUAUAGGGGACACAAUAUGUAAAGUUUUGAUGCCAUUCAUGGCUGUGGUUGAAGUAUUCAUGAUUGCUGUGGCUAAUUGUUUCAACUAUCAAUCAAGAUGCAUUGGUAAAAAUCAGAAACCUUACUACAAUUAUGAGGAUCUCGCUCGCCUUGCUCAAGGAACCAGAUUUACUGUUAAUGAAGUGGAGGCAUUGUAUGUGCUGUUUAAGAGGUUAAGUAGCUCCAUAAUUGAUGAUGGUUUGAUUCACAAGGAGGAACUUCAAUUGGCUCUAUUCCAAACUCCUAAUGGAGAAAAUUUUUUCCUAGAUCGAGUAUUUGACCUUUUUGACGAGAAAAGCAAGGGUGUUAUCGACUUUGACGAAUUUGUCCACACGCUCAGUAUUUUCCAUCCUUAUGCUCCUCUAGAAGAAAAAAUUGAUUAUGCAUUUAAGCUUUAUGAUAUACGAAAAACUGGAUUUAUCGAGCGAGAAGAACUCAAGCAAAUGGUGAAAGCCAUGUUGAUGGAAUCUGACAUGAACCUUUCGGACGAUCUUCUUGAAGCUAUUGUUGACAAGACAAUUGCUGAUGCCGAUAAGGAUAAGGAUGGUAAAAUCAGUAAAGAAGAUUGGAAAGUUUUUGUGAGUAGAAAUCCAUCCAUAUUGAAGAACAUGACACUUGCUUAUUUGAAGUAA
Arachis duranensis is the source of this 805-nucleotide messenger RNA. RefSeq names its product calcineurin B-like protein 10. The transcript is spliced from 8 exons. The coding region runs from base 110 to 805 and encodes 231 amino acids. Gene Ontology annotation, molecular function: calcium ion binding; kinase binding. NCBI's taxonomy places the organism in Eukaryota, Viridiplantae, Streptophyta, Magnoliopsida, Fabales, Fabaceae. The record is from RefSeq and is a predicted model, not a curated record. Gene Ontology annotation, biological process: calcium-mediated signaling.